Molecule: messenger RNA, 1459 nt
Organism: Saimiri boliviensis boliviensis (Bolivian squirrel monkey)
Lineage: Eukaryota; Metazoa; Chordata; Mammalia; Primates; Cebidae
Source: RefSeq, a predicted model, not a curated record
AUGCUGGUGGAGGGUCUCUCAGAGUGCCUGCGUUGUGGAACACUGUUCCUACGCGGAGCCCCCUCCUUAGCAGAAGCCGCACACGUCUUGACCUAUUACAUCAUAGUCAUUUUCCUGAAGCCCCCUGAAGGCAGACAUGAGGGGUACCCCUCGGUCUGCUCAUCUCUUAAUUCCGCACGCCUGGCAGUGUAUGUCACAUGUGGCGGGGAGCCAGAAUCAGUUGUUGUGAGGUUCCAUGUUAAUAUCCUGCCAGGUCACACUGGGAGUGGGUUGCACCACAGACAGGUAAGCGUCCUUUACGGCACGCAGAGGGGCUGUCCGCACAAGGGAGAAACCAGCAGAAGGGCCGCAUUCCACUCCUGUCUGGGAAAAUCAUGUCCAGCUCUGGAGACAUCUGGUGUGAGCCCAGAGGCUUGGAACAGACAUUCGGUCAUCCUGGAUGCCGUGGCUGUGCCUCAAAAGGUGGACGAUGGUGCCUCUUCAGCUCCACUAGAUCACCUCCCCAGUGGCUUCCUGUCUUCUCCAGAAAACGCAUUUCUCCAACCAGAGACCAUGGCCUUUGCAGGGAAGUUCUCCAAAGAGAAUCUCAGAUGCAGGCAGUUAAAGUGGAGGCUACUUCAGAAGUGUGUGACAGGCACAUGUGCUGACCGCUCCAGAAGGAUUCCAGAAGAAAUAAAUGAAGAAGGGGGAAAUAGCAGCUUGAGCAUAAUCAUGAUUUUAUUCAGGGGAGGUUCAGCAAGUAUUCUACAGCUUUAAAACUUAAAGACUAAUUUCACUAAAGACUAACGUAUCAGUCCAAGAAAGCUAUUAAUUUAUGUGGCUGAUAAAUCUUGGUUGAUAAAUGGACAUCUCCCAUGCUAUGGAAAAUGUUUUUGUGGUUUUGCUAAGAUGAUAAAUGUUUCUUUAAAACUUUUCAAAAAGAGCUUGCCUAUAUAAUACUAAUAAAUAAUUUGCAUUCCUUUGAUCAUAAAAAUGCCUAUAGAAAAACAUAUGGAAGUGUUUAGAACUGUCAAUACAUUGCACUGAUAUUUUUGUUACAUCCCAACUCAGCAUCAAUGGGAAAUUUUACUGCAGUAUUUGCUUCUAAGUAAAUUGUUUGAGUUUAUGCCAAUUGUUUUUACAGUAAAAAGAAGAUCAUGGCCAUGGAAAGAAUAGGUCAAUUAUAGGUGAGCAAUUUGUCCUCUCUCCAAAUAAAGUGUAUACUUUUGAGAGCAGAAUACCGUGUACAAGAGAGCUGGGUCACAUUCAAGUGGGCGAAGAAUCUGGAGAAGAAGCCACAGAAAUAUGGACCCACUGGAUACAGAGUGCAGCAAGGGCUGCGGCUGGGAGCAUGGUACCCGUGGAGCCCCUCCCAACCUGCGCAUGGCUGGCUUCUUUCAGUGCCUUUUCUUUUCAUCUCUGAAAAAAUUAAAAUGUAUCCAGCAUUUAAAAAGGAAAUCAGUUUGUUUAAAAAUCCCAU